AUGAAGCAGCAGUUCCACAUGAUCACUGCUGGAAUGACACACACACACAACUCCAUAACGAGCAGUCACACUCUCCAUGAACAGGAACUGGUGAGACAGGUGCAGAAGAUCUUCAUGAUGGAUGAAAGUGCUGUGAAUGAGUCUAAUGUGAAAGUGGCGGUCCGGGUGCGACCCAUGAACAGGAGAGAACGAGACUUAAAGACAAAAUGUGUAGUGGACAUGGAAGGAAAUCAGACCAUCCUGUACCCGGCCAAUGGAAACCUGGGAAAGGGCGACAGCAGGAGCAAACCAAAGGUUUUCGCAUAUGAUUAUUGCUUCUGGUCUAUGGAUGAAGCUGAGGCAGCCAAAUUUGCAGGUCAGGAUGUGGUGUUUCAGUGUCUUGGAGAGAGUCUUUUGGACAGCGCUUUCCAAGGAUACAACGCCUGUAUAUUUGCAUAUGGGCAAACAGGCUCAGGAAAGUCGUACACGAUGAUGGGAGCGGCCGAGCAGCCGGGUCUGAUCCCGCGACUCUGCAGUUCUCUGUUCCAGCGCAGCGUACAGGAGCAGAGGGAGGGCGAGAGCUUCACCGUGGAGGUGUCCUACAUGGAGAUCUACAACGAGAAGGUGCGAGACCUUCUGGAUCCCAAAGGGAGCCGGCAGGCGUUGAGGGUCCGGGAGCAUAAGGUGUUGGGGCCGUAUGUAGACGGUCUGUCCCGCCUCGCUGUGACCAGCUACAAGGACAUCGAGUCUCUGAUGUCGGAGGGGAAUAAAUCCCGCACUGUGGCGGCCACAAACAUGAACGAGGAGAGCAGCCGCUCGCACGCUGUCUUCAACAUCAUUCUGACACACACGCUCCGAGACCUGAAGACUGGGACGAGUGGAGAGAAGGUGAGUAAACUCAGUCUGGUGGAUCUGGCCGGCAGUGAGAGAGCUGAUAAAACUGGAGCUGGAGGAGAAAGACUCAAAGAAGGCAGCAACAUUAACAGGUCCCUCACAACUCUUGGACUGGUGAUUUCAGCCUUGGCGGAGCAGGGCGCAGGAAAAAACAAGAGUAAAUUUGUUCCGUACAGAGACUCCGUGCUCACGUGGUUAUUGAAGGACAGUUUAGGAGGCAACAGUCGCACCGCUAUGGUUGCAACGGUGAGUCCAGCGGCCGACAACUACGACGAGACUCUGUCUACACUACGGUACGCCGACCGGGCCAAAAGCAUCGUUAAUCACGCCGUGAUUAACGAAGAUCCAAACGCCAGAAUCAUCAGAGAGCUGAGAGAGGAGGUGGAGAAACUCCGCAGCCAGCUGACCGAGGCUGAGUCAAUGAAAGCUCCUGAGCUCAAAGAGAGACUGGAGGAGUCAGAGAAGCUGAUCCAGGAGAUGACUGUGAGCUGGGAGGAGAAACUGAGGAAGACUGAGGAGAUCGCACAGGAGCGACAGAAGCAGCUGGAGAGUUUGGGAAUUUCUCUGCAGUCGUCUGGGAUCAGAGUCAUUGAUGAUAAAUGCUUCCUGGUCAACCUGAACGCAGACCCCGCCCUCAACGAGCUGCUCGUCUAUUACUUAAAGGAACACACUCGUGUGGGUUCUGCAGACUCUCAGGACAUUCAGUUGUGCGGUUUGGCAAUUCAACCGGAGCAUUGUGUUAUAGACAUCAAACUAGAGACGGGAGUCACGCUCAGCCCGAAGAGAAACUCUGUGUGCAGCACAUGUGUGAACGGCGCUGUGGUCUCGUCUCCCGUCCAGCUGCAUCAUGGGGAUCGGAUCCUCUGGGGAAACAACCACUUCUUCAGGAUCAGCGUGUCGAACGUGUAUCGUGUUGGUGUGGAGGAUGAGGAGGGCAGUGUGACGAAGGCUGGUCUUCACGCCGAGCAUCUGGAUGUGGAUCGUCUCAGUCACGACUCCAGUGACAACAGCUUCAGUUUUGAGUCGGCACAGACUGAAGUCAUGAUGAAAGCGCUGGGAAACAACGAGCCGCUGCAGUCGGUGCUUCACUCUCUGGAGCGCAGGCAUGAGGAGGAGAAGCGCUCGGCUCUGGAGCGACAGCGGCUGAUGUACGAGCAGGAGCUGCAGCAGCUGCGCAGACGCCUGUCGACAGAGCACCAGCGCAGCAGCGAGCAGCUCAACGCCAGCCUGGGCUCCUCUCAGAGCGCACUGCGCCAGUGGAGUGACGGGAGAGAGGUUUUGAUGAAUCGAAGUCUGCGUAAGCUCAAAGAGCAGAUCGUGAAGGCCAAUCUGCUGGUUCAGGAGGCUGGAUUCAUCUCUGAAGAGCUCAACAAGAAAACCGAAUAUAAAGUCACACUGCAGAUACCGGCUGCAAACCUCAACGCCAACCGCAAGCGGGACACGGUUCUGAGCGAGCCGGCGGUGGAGGUGAGGAGGAAGAGCAAAGGCAAGCAGAUCUGGUCCGUGGAGAAGAUGGAGAACCGGCUGCUGGACAUGAGAGAGCUCUAUCAGGAGUGGAAAGACUAUGACGAGGACAAUCCUGCCAUGCGCUCCUACUUCAAGCGUGCCGAUCCGUUCUUCGACGAGCAGGAGAAUCACAGUCUGAUCGGUGUGGCCAACGUCUUCCUGUCCUGUCUGCUAUAUGAGGUCAAGCUGCAGUACGCAGUUCCCAUCAUCAACCAGAAGGGGGAGGUGGCGGGUCGGCUUCACGUAGAAGUGGAGCGUCUGAGCGGAGAGCUAGAGGAGUGUGAGACGGGAGGCUCUGAGAUCAGUCCAGACGGCGAGACGCAAGAACGCAAACUCACCUGCAUGAUCAAGGUGUUGCAGGCGACCGGAUUGCCUCAGCACCUCUCCAACUUCGUUUUCUGUCAGUAUCAUUUCUGGGAGCAGCAGGAACCCGUGUUUAUCGCCCCGGAAGUGGGUCUGACGGCCCCCAGCAGCAGAGAGCCGCAGAGUCUGGUGGUGUUUGACAACUGCAAGACUCUAGAAGUGGCCGUAACCGAAGACUUUCUGGAGUUUCUGAUGGAGGGCGCCGUGGCGGUUGAAGUUUAUGGUCACAAACAGGCAAAUCCGCGGAGGAAUCUGGCUCUCUGGGACCUGGGGGUGAUUCAGGCAAAGACUCGCUCUCUCAGAGAGAGGUACACAUUUUCUUUUCCGUUUUAUUGUGUCUGUGUUCAGAUCCUGGAGCUGAAUGAUGCUGGAGAGUUUGUGCCGGUGGAGGUUCAGUUAGCUAAGGACGUCUGCACAGGAGGAAUAUUUCAGCUCAAACAGGGUCAGUCAAGGCGUGUUCAGGUGGAGGCGCGUUCGGUCCAGGACUCCGGCACCAUGCCUCUGAUCACCGAGUCUGUGCUCAACGUCUCCAUCGGCAAUGUGGAGGUCCAUCUGACUCGAACUGGCAAAAGCACAGAGACCCAGAGGGUGGGAGAUAAAGAUGUGGACAGUUAUCAGGAGGUUGAUCUGGAGAGACUGAGAGCUCGGUGGCUCACUGCUCUAACUGAACGACAGGAAUAUCUGGACCAACGUCUUCAGAAACUUGUUGGCAAGCACGAUAAGUCAGAAGAGGAUGUGGAGAGCGAGUCGCAGCUGCUGGAGUGUCGUCUGACGCUAACGGAGGAGAGAAACGCUGUGCUGGUGCCCUCUGCUGGCAGCGGUAUCCCAGGAGCCCCGGCGGAGUGGGCUCCUGUGCCAGGAAUGGAGACGCACAUCCCAGUCAUCUUCCUGGACCUCAGCGCUGAUGACUUCCGUGAUCAUCUGUCCGCUCCUCUAGCUGGAGGUCUAGAUGCUGCACCCGACAGAGAAGAUAAAGAUGAUUUCAUGGACUUACAGAUAGUCAAAUACUAUGAUAAUGAGGUGAAGACAGAGGCAUCAUGGGACUGCACCGUUCAUGACAGUCCUGAGCUGAAUCGAGUGACGGGGCCGGAUCACAGGAUUUACCUCACAGUCCGCACCAUGGUUCUGCUCAGUCAUCCCGCACAAAUGCAGCUGGUCCUGCGCAAGUGCAUCUGCGUGAACCUCACCGGACGACAGGGCUUUGCUCAAAGUCUGCUGAGGAGAAUGUCUCACCGCAGCUCGAUUCACAGCUGUGGAGUCACGUUUGAGAUCGUCUCAAAUAUCCCAGGGGACAUUCAGAGCUCAGAGGACAGAGAGAUGCUCGCCCGACUGGCCGCCAGCACCGACAACCCAGGAGCCGACAGUGAAGCCGCCAUCGAGAAAUACCUGCGGAGUGUGUUAGCAGUAGACAACAUCCUCACGCUGGACCGUCUCAGACAGGAGGUUUCGGUGAGGGAGCAUCUAUCAGAUAAAGGAAAGAUUCCCAAACGCUGCCUCAGUUCACCAAAUGUACACCGGCUCUCUGGCAGCAGGAAAGAUCUGUCCACCAGCCAAGACUCAGAAGACAAUAAAGGUGGUUGGGACAGUCGGCAGGAGAUUUCUGUGCUAACAUCAGCCACGAAGAGCCCAUCUCACUCGGCGUCGGUACAAAACCAAAACUCAGAGCCAGGUCUCUCAGGAUUUGCUGCAUCUUAUUUCUCCCCAGUGAAAGCUCUAGUGUCUCCAGUACCCAAGAUGUUCAAGUCUCUGUUGUCCAAGAAAGAGGAGAAGAAAGAGACGCCCCCUCCUGCUGCCUUUGAGCAGAAUGUGCCACGUAUUGUUGUUCAGUCUGUCAGUCUUGAAGACAUCAACAGCUAUGAACUGACUCCACAGGCUCCUUCAAAAUACAUAUUUCCCAUAUUUCCGGUUAUUCCUGAUAAAGUAGAGACCACUGAAGCAUCCACCAUAUCCUCAGAAACCACGUCUGACAUCCAGAUAAGCCAUGCUAUGGAAACUCCAAUCUCAGAGAAUCCAGAGAAUGUUAAGGAGAUUCUGUUGCCUCACCUUCCUCAAGAAGUUAAAGAAGUUCCAACUCUUUCUGUUCCUCCAGUGGUUGAGGAAGUUCUACCAUCUAAUCUUUCUCCAGAAGUUGAGGUUCCACCUCCUAAUCGUUCUUCAGAGGUUGAGGAGGUUCUACCUCUAUCUGUUCCACAAGUGAUUGAGGAAGUUCUACCAUCUAAUCUUUCUUCAGAUGUUGAGGUUCCACCUCCUAAUCGUUCUUCAGAGGUUGAGGAGGUUCUACAUCCAUCUGUUCCUCAAGUGAUUGAGGAAGUUCUACCAUCUAAUCUUUCUUCAGAAGUUGAGGAGGUUCUAUCUCCAUCUGUUCCUCCAGUGGUUGAUGAAGUUCUAGCUCCUAAUCUUUCUCCAGAGGCUGAGGAAGUUCUAUCUCCAUCCGUUUCUGCAGAAGUCAGAAAGGUUCCACCUCUUCCUGCUUCUUCAGCAGUCAAAGAGUCUCUACUUCCUAUGGUUCCAUCUGAGAUUAAUGAGGUUCCACCUCCUGCUUCUGUAGAGGUUGAAUACCCCAAGCAAAGCCCAGUUGGUGAUUCAACAAACAGCUCCAUCAGCGAUGUCUCAAGUGGAUACAUCUCCACAAGUGUCUCCACAGCGACUCUCUCGGAGUGUGCGGUCUCGAAUGUUGACCCUCCUCUCCUUGAAAGCACAGAGGCCAAAAUAGACUCUACUUUCAAAACGACUGAACCUAAAACAGAUUUUGUGCCAACAACCAGCACAUGCCCAGAGCAUCAGUCAAAACUUGAACCAGCUGACCUAGAACUUGGAAAACGGGCACCUACAGAAUCCCAGACAUCAGAAGAACAUGGUCAAGUGUCUCCUCUAGAUACAUCUCCUCAAAAACUCCUCAGUGUUUCUGAUUCCUUACCUCAAGAAACCUCUGAAGUCAACGUCUCUUCAUCUUGUUCAGCCACAUCAGUACCAUCUACACCACUGGCACUACCAGCUGCCUCAAAAGCAACUGAUCCGUCAGUUCCAGUCAAGACAGCUAAGCCAUCAACACCUGACCAGCAAUCAAGACCUGAACAAAACGUCAAACCCACUCCUGCUCCCACCUCCAACCCUUUCCAGAUCCACAGAGUCAAGACCUCCGGCCUUAAGUCUUUCAAAGGGAUCGUGCAUGAAGAAGAUGUAGAGGGCAAAACUAAACUCGGUAACUCUUUAUCUUCACUGAGUGAGUCUCAAGAAAGACUGGAGAUCCUUUCAGAUUCAGAAGAAAGCCUUGAGACUCCCGACUGGCUGAAAGAGGGGGAAUAUGUGACUGUGGGCACAAAUAAAACUGGAACAGUCCGUUAUGUUGGACCGACUGACUUUGCAAAGGGCGUUUGGAUUGGAGUGGAACUUGAUGUUCCAGCAGAUAAAAACGAUGGUUUAGACUUGUGGAUGUGUAAAUUAAGACAAGCAAAAUUGUUUGUACCGGCGGGUACCGCUAAACGGUCGAGGCAGAAACGCAAGCAGAACCUCUCAGGAUCUAGUCCCAACCUGGCAGCCCUUACAGCGAUGGCCAAAGGAGAAGCUGGAGCACGCAAGGGUGAAAACAGGAAGUCUUGGGUUAGCUGAGGACAAUGCAUCCUUGUUGAUGGACGUGUACGGAGGACAGUAUUGGUAUGGCACUGAAACACUACACUGAUACUUGCAGGGAUGUAACUGCCAUCUGAUUUACUAAUGCAUAUCUGCACUACAUAGUGCUUAUAG
This is a messenger RNA of Sinocyclocheilus rhinocerous, 6486 nucleotides long. It is a transcript of the gene kif13bb, whose product is annotated as kinesin family member 13Bb. The transcript has 44 exons. Gene Ontology annotation, molecular function: microtubule binding; ATP binding; microtubule motor activity. The record is from RefSeq and is a predicted model, not a curated record. Gene Ontology annotation, biological process: microtubule-based movement. NCBI's taxonomy places the organism in Eukaryota, Metazoa, Chordata, Actinopteri, Cypriniformes, Cyprinidae. Bases 1 to 6351 code for a protein of 2116 amino acids.